GGCGGGGCCAAGGGCGGAAGUGGGUGUGGCAGGGACGGAAGCCGAAAGGGCACGCUCCCUGAGACAAAACACUGGAAGUGUGAGCCCAGAAUCGCAGGGAUGAUCCCUCCGCAGGAGGCGUCCGCCCGGCGGCGAGAGAUAGAGGACAAGCUGAAGCAGGAGGAGGAGACACUGUCCUUCAUCCGAGACAGCCUGGAGAAGAGCGACCAGCUCACCAAGAACAUGGUGUCUAUCCUGUCAUCCUUUGAGAGCCGCCUCAUGAAGCUGGAGAACUCCAUCAUCCCCGUGCACAAGCAGACAGAGAACCUGCAGCGGCUGCAGGAGAAUGUUGAAAAAACUCUGUCCUGCCUGGACCACGUCAUCAGUUACUACCAUGUGGCCACUGACACUGAGAAGAUCAUCAAAGAGGGUCCCACAGGUAGGCUGGAAGAAUACCUGGGAAGCAUGGCCAAGAUUCAGAAGGCUGUGGAGUACUUCCAGGACAAUAGCCCAGACAGCCCAGAGCUCAACAAAGUGAAGCUGCUGUUUGAGCGGGGGAAGGAAUCUCUGGAGUCCGAGUUCCGCAGCCUGAUGACCAGGCACAGCAAGGUCGUCUCCCCUGUGCUCAUCCUGGAUCUGAUCAGCGGCGAGGACGAGCUGGAGGUCCAGGAGGAGGUGCCUCUGGAGCACCUGCCCGAGGGCGUGCUCCUGGACGUGAUCCGCAUCUCCCGCUGGCUGGUGGAAUAUGGCCACAACCAAGAUUUCAUGAACGUCUACUACCAGAUUCGCUCCAGCCAGCUGGACCGCUCCAUCCGAGGUCUGAAGGAGCAUUUCCGGAAGAGCAGUUCUUCCUCCGGGGUCCCCUACUCCCCUGCUGUCCCCAAUAAGAGAAAGGAUACACCCACUAAGAAGCCCGUCAAGCGGCCAGGGACGAUCCGGAAGGCUCAGAACCUUCUGAAACAGUAUUCCCAGCAUGGUCUAGAUGGGAAAAAGGGGGGCUCUAACCUCAUUCCUCUGGAAGGUCACGCGCAUGAUUUCCGAGUUAAGCACCUGUCCGAGGCCCUGAACGACAAGCACGGGCCGCUGGCUGGGAGAGACGACAUGCUGGACGUGGAGACCGACGCCUACAUCCACUGCGUCAGUGCCUUCGUCAAGCUGGCCCAGAGCGAGUACCAGCUGCUGACGGAAGUCAUCCCCGAGCACCAUCAGAAGAAGACCUUCGACUCCCUGAUACAGGAUGCGCUGGACGGGCUGAUGAUCGAGGGGGAGAACAUCGUGUCCGCCGCCCGGAAGGCCAUCGUGAGACACGACUUCUCUGCGGUGCUCACCGUCUUCCCCAUCCUGCGGCACCUCAAGCAGACCAAGCCCGAGUUUGACCAGGUGCUCCAGGGAACGGCCGCCAGCACCAAGAACAAGCUGCCGGGCCUCAUCACCUCCAUGGAGACCGUAGGCGCUAAAGCGCUGGAGGACUUCGCCGACAACAUCAAGAAUGACCCGGACAAGGAAUACAACAUGCCCAAGGAUGGCACUGUGCACGAGCUCACAAGCAACGCCAUCCUCUUCCUGCAGCAGCUCCUGGACUUCCAGGAGACGGCGGGCGCCAUGCUGGCCUCCCAAGAGACUAGUUCUUCAGCCACCAGCUACAGCUCCGAGUUCAGCAAGCGCCUCCUGAGCACCUACAUCUGUAAAGUCCUGGGCAACCUGCAGUUGAACUUGCUGAGCAAGUCCAAGGUGUACGAGGACCCCGCUCUGAGCGCCAUCUUCCUGCACAACAACUACAACUACAUCCUCAAGGCCCUGGAGAAGUCCGAGCUGAUCCAGCUGGUGGCUGUGACCCAGAAGACUGCCGAGCGCUCCUACCGGGAGCAUAUCGAGCAGCAGAUCCAGACCUACCAGCGCAGUUGGUUAAAGGUGACUGACUACAUCGCUGAGAAGAAUCUACCUAUGUUCCAACCGGGAGUCAAGCUCCGGGACAAGGAGCGGCAGAUGAUCAAGGAGCGGUUUAAGGGCUUCAAUGAUGGCCUUGAAGAAUUGUGCAAGAUCCAGAAGGCCUGGGCUAUUCCCGACACAGAGCAGAGGGACAAGAUUCGCCAGGCUCAGAAACACAUGGUCAAGGAGACCUACGGGGCCUUCCUGCACAGGUACAGCAGCGUGCCCUUCACCAAGAACCCUGAGAAGUACAUCAAAUACCGCGUGGAGCAGGUGGGAGACAUGAUAGACCGCCUCUUCGACACGUCCGCCUAAGCCUGCCACUGUCCCUGCCCGGUUGCACCAGACCGGCCAUGUCAUUGGACACAUAAACCAGUGUUCACUUGCCUCUGGGCUGGCCCCCACUCCACACCAAACCAGCACACUCCUGGGCACUGGGCUUCCUGCACACCUUGAGUUUUACGUCCCUGACUGCACCUGCAGGGGACAUGUGAUGGCUUCAAGACAGGGAAGGCCAGAGAAGGAAGACACAGGCCUGAGCUCACAGCUGCCUCGUGUGCACAGGAGCAGGAGGGCACAGCCACUCCUCCACCAGCCCAGUUCAGAGCUGGGGGUGGAGCCCCCCACUUCAGCCCAAACGCACAGGGGGGCUCAAAGGAGCAGGCUGACCACAGCCAGAGGCCUGGAGCAAAAGCAAGCAGGAUGGACCUGCUCUCGCAUUUAGUGCAGAGGGCGCAUUCCCCAUCAUCCGCGUCCUGAGGGCUGGGGGUGUUCUGUCCCCAGCUGGCCGGAGCAGGAGUGCUCUCCCUCCAUGCCCUCAAGGGCCCAGCACACCUCAAGAAUGCAGAGCCGUUCUGAUCACUCUCUGCAGCCUGACUCUUGGGCCCCGCCUCCUGGUCCCCAGUGCCUGCUGGCCCAGGGCCAAGCAGCAGUGGUUGCAUAGGAGCAGUUCAGCUGUGGGUGCGGGGUGGGAGACUGGUGGCCACUGCUGAGAAGUUCAGGAGUGGAGUGAGGGUCGGGGUGUGAGGUGGGGCCCCACCUCCAUCGGACAAGAGUGAACAGCUGAGCUCAAUGAAAAUGAAGGCAGACCCUUGGGUGCACUUGA
Messenger RNA from Pteropus alecto (black flying fox), 3013 nucleotides. It is a transcript of the gene EXOC7, whose product is annotated as exocyst complex component 7. Bases 100 to 2223 code for a protein of 707 amino acids. Gene Ontology annotation, biological process: exocytosis. The record is from RefSeq and is a predicted model, not a curated record. The transcript has 21 exons. Gene Ontology annotation, cellular component: exocyst. Gene Ontology annotation, molecular function: phosphatidylinositol-4,5-bisphosphate binding. Lineage: Eukaryota; Metazoa; Chordata; Mammalia; Chiroptera; Pteropodidae.